GUGAACGCGCUUCCCCUCCCGCUCCGCCUCAGCGGUUUCCGUUCUUAGCCGCUGCUGGAGUUUGGGCCUGUAGAAGAAUAAGGAAGCAGCGCCAGGGAGACGCGCAAAGAGUCCCUUUCAGUUAUGGCAGCCAUUCGGAAAAAACUGGUUAUAGUGGGUGAUGGUGCCUGUGGCAAGACUUGUCUUCUCAUUGUAUUUAGUAAAGACCAGUUUCCUGAAGUUUAUGUCCCCACAGUAUUUGAAAACUAUGUAGCAGAUAUUGAAGUUGAUUCGAAGCAGGUGGAGUUGGCCUUAUGGGAUACAGCAGGACAAGAAGACUAUGAUCGACUUAGGCCUCUUUCAUACCCAGACACUGAUGUUAUACUUAUGUGUUUUUCAAUUGAUAGCCCCGAUAGUUUAGAGAACAUUCCAGAGAAGUGGACUCCAGAGGUAAAGCAUUUUUGCCCCAACGUACCCAUCAUCCUGGUAGGCAAUAAGAAGGAUUUGAGAAAUGAUGAACACACAAGACGGGAACUGGCCAAAAUGAAGCAGGAACCAGUCAAACCUGAAGAGGGCAGGGAUAUGGCAAACCGCAUUGGUGCUUUUGGAUACAUGGAGUGCAGUGCAAAGACCAAAGACGGUGUGAGGGAAGUUUUUGAAAUGGCCACUAGAGCUGCUUUACAAGCCCGGCGUGGCAAGAAAAAAUCUGGGUGCCUUCUCUUGUAAAGCACAGCCAGGGGAAGACAGCUGAAGCAGCGCCCUACACUCAAUACAUUUUUGAAGUGCUGUUUAUUAAUCUUAGUGUAUUAUUACCAGCCUUUUUUCAUUUAUCUAUAAUUUACUUAAGAGAUUUAAAAAUCGAGUCUUGCUACCAGUAUUUAGAAGCCAACCAUGAUUUUUUUAUAAUGGUCUGCAUCAAGUACAUCUGUGCACACAAGGGUUAACUUCAACAUUCCUUUAACAAAUCUUUCUCUGCAUUUGCAGGAUAUGCCAGGCGCUAAUUCAAGACAAUUCUCUAACUUCUUGCUUUUUUAGAAAUGGGAAAAAAGCUGGUAACACUGAGAAUUGGGCUGUAACUGCUCCAUAACUAACAUGUUCUAGCCUAUUCAGGUACAACAGACAUGGCUGCAGAUGAGGCCCUGAGUAACUUCAGUGUUUUCACAUAGAGGGAAGUUUGAUUUUCUUUCUGCCCCCUGCUCCAAGGCUCUGACGUAUAAAAUGAUAGUUGAAAAAUGUGAUCACUCUGAAAUGACCAAAGUCCCAUCCAGCUAUGGAAAGUGACAGUUCUGUGGUUCCAUGUUAGUUACCUUAUAGUUACUGUGUAAUUAGUGCCACUUAAAUGUAUGUUACCAAAAAUAAAUCUAUAUACCCCA
Molecule: messenger RNA, 1352 nt
Organism: Gekko japonicus
Lineage: Eukaryota; Metazoa; Chordata; Lepidosauria; Squamata; Gekkonidae
Gene: RHOA
Product: ras homolog family member A
Exons: 5
Coding region: 124-705 (193 amino acids)
Biological process (GO): cell migration; stress fiber assembly; small GTPase-mediated signal transduction
Cellular component (GO): dendritic spine; cleavage furrow
Molecular function (GO): GTP binding; GTPase activity
Source: RefSeq, a predicted model, not a curated record